AUGCCGACCCCGGCAGCACUGGUGAUCCUCCUGGUCUUGUGUAGUUGCAGCGGAGCGAACGAGGUAGUUCGAGAAACAAGGCAUGGCAGAGUUCGGGGAAAGAAGAUCGAGACGCUGGGUACCACAGUCGAGGAGUACAAAGGAAUCCCUUACGCCGAAGCCCCGGUGGGCGACUUACGUUUCAAGGCACCAGUACCCCGGCCGCCAUGGGAAGGUACUAUCGACGCGGACUUAGAGGGAAUCGCAUGCCCACAGAUCAAUGUCUUCAGGACCUUGAAACUCGAACUGACUUAUACAGAGGACUGCCUCUUCCUCAAUGUGUGGACUCCGGAAUAUGCCCAGGGACGCAAUGUUCUCGUGUGGAUACAUGGCGGCGGGUUUGUAUACGAGAGUGCCUUCAUGCCCUACUACAACGGAGUCGCCCUGGCUGCCAAGACGGGCUUUGUCGUGGUAUCCAUGAACUAUCGCCUCGGCAUUCUCGGAUUCCUCAAUGCCGAUUCCCCGGACGCUCCCGGAAACCAGGGUCUGCUCGAUCAGGCCCUGGCCCUGAGGUGGGUCCGAGACAACAUCGAAGUCUUCGGAGGAGAUCCGUCCAAGGUCACCAUAUUCGGAGAAAGUGCUGGCGCCAUGAGUGUCAACUGUCACCUGAUGUCCCCUGUCAGUAAGGGACUCUUUCAAAGAGCCGUGAUGAUGAGCGGAACCAUGUUUAGCGUCGAUUUCUUCGACACGGUUCACGAGAGCCUGGUGAGGGGAAACGAUGUCGCUAAGGUGAUCGGCUGCGCGGCGGAAGGCAAGGAUUUGGUAUCCCAUCCCGACGAGGUACUUCGGUGUUUGAGGUCGAAGAUGGCGGACGAACUGGUCCUCACGACCGCAGAAGUAACGCGGCCAAAAGCGUUUUCGUUCUUUCCAACGAUUCAUAACGAGUUUCUACCGAAGGUUCCCCUGAAUGCCAUGAACCGCGGAUUCUUCAAUAAUGUCGACGUCCUAGCCGGAGUCACGUCAGACGAAGGAGCUUUAGUUCUCGCUUUUCCUACAAAGUCAGAACUGUUGAGAGAGUCUUUGGAAGACUUUGAUCUAGCCAAGGUGGAGCGGUUACUCCUCGAAGCGGUGUCUUCCUGGACGAAGGUCGAAAACCCUACCAUGCUUGACCAUUACAGAAAAAACGUCAGCCCUGUAGGAGACAAAGGAGAGCUUGUGAGGUCGCUCCUGGACUAUUUGUCAGACAGAGCGUUCGUGUGCCCGUUGCAGUUCUUCAGCGAACGAUAUGCAGCGAGAGGGAACGCCGUCUAUUCCUACGUGUUUGCACACAGAUCGCGAAAGGACAAAUUCCCUUCGUGGAUGGGUACACCGCACGGCUACGAUAUCUCGUACUUCUUCGGUUUUCCUUUGAUCGCUGACGCUCACUUCACGGCAGAAGACAAAAGCUUCAGCAGGGACAUCAUAAAAAUACUGACGUCGUUUGCUGCAAACGGGUAA
Messenger RNA from Ixodes scapularis (black-legged tick), 1476 nucleotides. RefSeq names its product acetylcholinesterase. Gene Ontology annotation, molecular function: acetylcholinesterase activity. Gene Ontology annotation, cellular component: plasma membrane. Lineage: Eukaryota; Metazoa; Arthropoda; Arachnida; Ixodida; Ixodidae. The transcript has a single exon. Gene Ontology annotation, biological process: choline metabolic process; acetylcholine catabolic process. The coding region runs from base 1 to 1476 and encodes 491 amino acids. The record is from RefSeq and is a predicted model, not a curated record.